GUGUUUUAAAAAUAUAAAAUUAAAAUGUAGCACAAACGCACGUAGUUCGGUACCUUUCACCGUAUGUUUCACACGAACUUGUUUUGAAAACGUACCAUAAAGCCCGGGCGAGUAAGAGGAGCAUGGAGAAAAAUAAGGGCACACUACAGAGCCAGUUCAAUGUCCUAACCAGAUAACUCAUGUGGAGGAGCUUGCUCCUGAAGGGCACCACCUGUCUCUUGCAGGUGGCAGCCCCGAGGCUUCUCCACCAAAGACACUUUUCACCCCUCUGUGUGAGACUUCUCACUCAGAGGCUCCUCCACAGGCCUCCUGAGACUCCAUGUGGUUUAGAGCUUCGGGGUAAAGGCUACUUCCUGGCACACAGUGGGACCAGGGCUUAUAAAAAGGAUGCUAAGUCUACUGUAGAGUUUCCUGUGAGCCCCAUCACAGUCACAGACAUCAAACAGUAUCUGCGCUCCAAAGACAUUCCCUUCCACGAUGGCUACAGCUGCCUCCACAUCCCGAGCAUCUUUGUCGAUUCGUCUGCCAGGAAGGACAGCUUCUCCUUGUUCAUCGACAAAACCACUGGACAGUUUCUGUGUAAAGACACGCUGGUGGAAGGGAGCUGGGAGGAUCUCCAGGACUGUCUGGAGGUGAUGCAGAAGGAGGGGCAGGACGUCCUCAGCCCUAAUGUGCUGCUGGGAUAUCCAGAGAGUGUGGAGGAGCAGGAGGAGAGGGAGAGAGAGCUGAGGGAGGUGCAGAGGAUCUGGUCUAGCUCUGUUCCCUUCAGUGACGUCCCUGAGGACGAGGCUCAGUUGAUUAAAACCAUGUUCCAGAUCACAAAGGUCUCUAAUGCAACCCUCAAGAAGUUUGGCGUGAGGCUCUUCAAGCCUACCAAGAGUUUGGUUUUCCCCUGGUUUGGUGGACCCGACGCCUCCUUAAAGGGGGUGAAGCUUCUCUCCGCCCAAAGCACCGACACUGAGAAAGUUACUUAUAAUGAAGCUACAGUCCCAAAGUGUAAUUCUUACUACAACCUGUUUGGCCUCCCCCUGGUGGCCCGUAUGGAUUCGGAGGUGGUGCUGACUGGACAUGAGCUGGACACUCUGGCUGUGAGCCAGGCCACAGGACUCCCCAGUGUUGCUCUUCCACGUGGGGUCAGCUGCCUGCCACCGAUCCUGCUGCCUUACCUGGAACAGUUCAAGCGUGUGACGCUGUGGCUGGGAGGCGAUAUUCGCUCCUGGGAGGCGUCAAAGAUCUUUUCACGCAAGCUAGGUCUGAGGCGCUGCUCGCUGGUGCGGCCCGGGGAGUACCGGCCAUGUCCCGUGGAGGCACUGGCCCAGGGGAAGAACUUCAGCCACAUCAUCAAAUCCUCCAUCCCAGCGGCCCAUAAGUCCAUAGUGUCCUUCAAGCAGCUCAGAGAGGACGUGUUCGGGGAGCUGGUGAACACAGAGCAGGUGGCUGGAGUGAAGUGGACGAGGUUUCUGGAGCUCAACAGGAUCCUGAAGGGACACCGCAAGGGGGAGCUGACUGUUUUCACAGGUCCUACUGGCAGUGGGAAGACCACCUUUAUCAGUGAGGUUGCCCUGGACCUUUGCAUGCAGGGCGUCAACACAUUAUGGGGCAGCUUUGAGAUCAACAACGUGCGUCUGGCUAAGAUCAUGUUGACACAGUUUGCCAUGCAGAGGCUCGAGGAAAACCUGGAGCAGUACGACUUCUGGGCAGACAAGUUUGAAGAGCUGCCACUCUACUUUAUGACGUUCCACGGACAGCAAAACAUCAAGACAGUUCUGGACACUAUGCAACAUGCUGUCUACCUAUAUGAUAUCAACCACGUCGUUAUUGACAACCUGCAGUUCAUGAUGGGGCAGGAAAACCUCUCAGUAGACAAGUUUGCAGUCCAGGACCACAUUAUCGGAGCAUUCAGGAAGUUUGCCACCAACAGCAGCUGCCAUGUCACUCUGAUCAUUCACCCCAGGAAAGAGGAGGAUGACCGAGAACUGCAAACAGCAUCCAUCUUUGGUUCAGCAAAGGCCAGCCAAGAAGCCGACAACGUCCUCAUUCUGCAGGAGAAGAAGCUGGUGACGUGUCCCGGUCGUAGGUCCCUGCAGGUGACCAAGAACCGUUUUGACGGAGACGUCGGCAUCUUCCCCCUGGAUUUCAUCAAGUCGUCGCUCACUUUCUCUGCUCCCGUCAAGGGCAAGCACAAGCUGAGGAAGGUCACCACCAAGCCAGAAAACGAAGCGGUCGAGGAGGUCGAGGAGGUCGAGGUGGCGGUGAAGAAGGAAGAGGUUAAAAAAGAGAAAGCGGCCAAAACAACAAAGACUCCACGAACUAUUAAGAAUCCUGCAACUGGAAAUGAAAGCAUGCAGAAGUAAUAAUAAUGAAUGGAAAUCAUAGGCAGCAUGGAUAAUGUUCUCUGUUGAUUGUGGGUCAGUUUUACCACUUCUUCAGUUAUAUUUGACCGUUAGAAACAGAGGAAGAAAAGCUGAUCCAGAGAUAUACAAAAGAUAACGUUAGACAGUUUUAUGUCCAUAACAUAGGGUUCAACUGAGCUGAACACAAGUAUGUUGGAGCAACACAAACGAAUAUAUAUAUUCUAGAAUAUAUGAAAUAAAAGCUCUAAUUGUAAUUCACAAUGAAACGUAUAGUUAAUCAUCCAGGAAAAUUUGAGGUUACUAAACAUUUAUGUCAUUAUGGAACAAAGAAUGGAUGUUUAAACCAGAAUGUGAAAUAAUGAUGGUAAAGUGUUAGUACAUGUUAAUCUUCUGCACAGUUUGUAAAGCUUUUCUCUGCAGGCACUACUGUAUAUUAAGACUGAAUUCUCCGUUAAAAGUGUUCUUUGAUUUAAAAAAAAAAAAAAAAACUGGGACACCAAAAACUACUGUUUACAUUAUCACACUGUCUGCUUGGAUGACACAAGCACUUGCACACCACCAUAGUGUGCACUCUACUGACGUUUUGUACAAUGAUGAUUUAUUCAGUGAGCUGCUUUUUAAAAAAAACAAUGCUCGUAGUGCAGCUUUUUGUUUGUGUUUUCAUCUCUGGUCAACAGGAGGCAGUGUGUGCUUCAUAGAUGACAGUUAAGUUCACUACAGAUAGAAUCUAAUGAGAAUAAACCUCCACAGAAAAUAUCACUGGCGCACUGCAAAAUGUGUAUUUGAUUUGUCUUUGUCUUUAGGCUUCAGCAGUGACUGUUUUUACAUUGCUGAAGCAAUUUGCCCCAGAUGUCUGUGAUUAUAAGUAACUCCAAGCGUGACAGUACACAAUCAUGCAUAUUACUAAGAAAAUGGUUAAUUCUGCACUGUUCGCUAACACUACAAACACUGUAGUCGUCCAGUGUGAUUGUUUCCUAUAUAAAUCUUUCAGUUAGAUUGGUGAUUUGUAAGAUCAGAGAUCUUUGGCCUCCUUUUGCCCUCCUGCUGUGAGUGUUACCGUCUUUUAACUCUGAUAAUUAAGUGGUGUCAGAUUACACAUCAUGUUAAAAAGGGACACCUUUCUAUAAGUUUUCAUGCACCUGCCAAUGCUUUCUUUUUAAUGUCAGACUGAGCCAUCUCCAGUGUCAAAUUACACAAUCCAUUAUUUAGACUUAAAGUGACUUUUAAUAAAUGCAAAAGUGUUUCAAAA
Messenger RNA from Siniperca chuatsi (mandarin fish), 3603 nucleotides. RefSeq names its product twinkle mtDNA helicase (gene twnk). NCBI's taxonomy places the organism in Eukaryota, Metazoa, Chordata, Actinopteri, Centrarchiformes, Sinipercidae. Gene Ontology annotation, cellular component: mitochondrion. The record is from RefSeq and is a predicted model, not a curated record. Gene Ontology annotation, biological process: mitochondrial DNA replication. Gene Ontology annotation, molecular function: 5'-3' DNA helicase activity; ATP binding; single-stranded DNA binding. The transcript has 7 exons. Bases 180 to 2354 code for a protein of 724 amino acids.